AUGUCUUCACAACACGCUGACCUUACAAAGACCCAAUCCCGCGCUUCGAGCACCGGCACACGCUCCUCCAUCUUCGGCCGCGCCUCUGGAUUCAUGAUGGGCCACCGACGUCCACAAGCCGCUUCCGAGAGCCAGGCGGGCGCUUCCUCGUCCCAGCUCGACCUCGCAGCCACCCCCUCCUCCGACGCAAAGGCCGGCGGCGUGCGCAAGUUCGAGCACAUCUUCCCCGCUCCCGAUCCCAGCGUCAAGCUCGCCCCGCCCGCUCCGCUCUCCGACUCGCAGCAGGCAAAGUACGACGAGAUGCUCCAGCACUUCAAGUCCAUCGACGAGUUUCCCACCUCGCUCAAGGGCACCUCGCCCAAGAAGCCGCUCACCGAGUGGGAAAAGAUGCGCAACCUCUCGCGCGAGUCCAUGAUCCGCUACCUGCGCGCCACCAAGUGGGACGUCGCCUCGGCCAAGAAGCGUCUCACCGAGACCAUCGCCUGGCGUCGCGAGUACGGCGUCGACGGCCUCAAGGCCGAAGAUCUCGAGCCGGAAGCCAUGACGGGCAAGGAGACCAUCCUCGGCUACGACAACAAGGGCCGGCCGCUCCACUACAUGCAUCCCUCGCGCAACACCACCGACGAGACGCCGCGCCAGAUGCAGUACGCCGUCUGGAUCCUCGAGCGCGCCAUCGACCUCAUGCCGCCCGGCGUCGAGAUGCUCGCGCUGCUCAUCAACUUUGGCGGCAAGAAGCGCAACCCGACCUCGAUCAGCAACGCCAAGCUCAUGCUCUACAUCCUCCAGAACCACUACGUCGAGCGUCUGGGCAUUGCGCUCUGCAUCAACGUGCCCUGGAUCUUCAAGGCCUUCUGGAACGCCAUCUACCCCUUCAUCGACCCGGUCACCAAGGGAAAGUGCAAGUUCGACGAGGCCAUCAAGGACGAGGUGCCCAACGCGCAGCUCGCCACCGACUUCGGCGGCCUGCUCGAUUUCCCCUACGAUCACGAAUCGUACUGGCCCCAGCUCGUGAAGCUGACCGACCAGCGCCGCGCCGAGCAGCUCGAGCGCUUCCGCACGCUGUGCGACUCGCAGGUGGGCGCGUCCGAGUGGGUCAUCCGCGGCGGCGAUGAGCGUCGAUCUACCGCACCCGCCAAGCAGGAUUCGGGCUACCACGAGGCUGUCUCGCCCGUGGCUGCGCGCGCCGAGUCGAGCAACGGCUCCACCGUGGUGGAAAAGGCGUCGCCCGUGUACGAGGCCGAGGGCGACGACGAGAGCCAGCUGGACCGCUUCUACACGUCGCAGCAGGAACUGCCGCCGCAGCUUGAGAGCAACGAGUGGGAGAACCAGACCGCCGUCAGCCACGAUGCCAAGCCGCACGCAAAGGAGCACGGUGACGCCAGCUUCUUUGCUGCUGUUGUUGGCGGCGUCUCGGCAGGUCUGGUGGGUGGCAAGGCGGCCGAAGUCGCAGCGCACCAGACGAGUGGGCGUGCACACACCGAGGCCCAACUGCACGACAAGCACAACCACACCCACCACGCCGCACCCCAGUCGCAAGAACCCCAGCCCGCACCUGUCUCGGUCUGA
Molecule: messenger RNA, 1566 nt
Organism: Moesziomyces aphidis
Lineage: Eukaryota; Fungi; Basidiomycota; Ustilaginomycetes; Ustilaginales; Ustilaginaceae
Source: the annotation of a GenBank genome assembly